This is a messenger RNA of Seriola dumerili (greater amberjack), 2546 nucleotides long. It is a transcript of the gene ddx27, whose product is annotated as DEAD-box helicase 27. Gene Ontology annotation, molecular function: nucleic acid binding; RNA helicase activity; ATP binding. The record is from RefSeq and is a predicted model, not a curated record. Lineage: Eukaryota; Metazoa; Chordata; Actinopteri; Carangiformes; Carangidae. The transcript is spliced from 21 exons. The coding region runs from base 123 to 2441 and encodes 772 amino acids.
CACACGUGUGAGGGAAAAACUGUAAAGAAGCUCCACAGGACUUGUGUAGAACCGGUUCCGACACAGUACCGGUCUACAUUCUGUUCACAGCCCAGUGUUCCGGUACCGCAGCGUCGUCCGCCAUGUUGGAAGAACUGGGUCUGAUCGGGACGAUCCGGGACGAGGACCAGAGUCCGGAGGAACCGGACAGCGAGUCCGACCAGGAGGAGGAGCGGAUCAUCCUGAACAGGAAGAAGAAGCUCAAGAAUUUCGGGUCGAAAGAUUUUAACACAGACUUUCAGUUUGGAGAGAGGGACAGCCUGAACCAUGAUGACGACUGGGUUAUGGCCGAUGUCAUGAAACAGCUCAAGAAGAAGAGAUCUGUGACGACUCUGGACCAGAAAAUAGAGAAAAUAAGGAAGAAAAGGAAAGCUGAGGAGAAAUCAGCUCAGAGCGGCGCUGCUGAAGAUACUACAGGGAAGAACGAGGAGGAGGAGGAAGAAGAUGAUGAAGAGCAGGAUGUAAAGCCUGCUGCAGGAGAAGCUGAUGAAGGUGAUGACGAUGAUGAGGAGGAGGACGACGACGAGGACGAUGAAGAUGAGUUUGACUCGAGUGACGAGGAGAUUCUUACCAAAUCAGACACCCUGAGAGAGAAAGAACGACGUGGAAAGAAAAGGAAGGCGGGAGAAGAGGCUCCAGAGGCAUUCUAUGAAGAUGCGUCUCAGUACGAUGAUCAGCUGACCUUUGAUGACAUGAACCUGUCCAGACCCAUUCUGAAGGCCAUCACAGCUGUGGGCUUCAAGCAGCCAACACCCAUCCAGAAGGCCUGUGUUCCUGUUGGCCUGCUGGGCAGAGACCUCUGCGCCUGCGCUGCUACUGGGACAGGGAAGACAGCAGCCUUCAUGCUGCCGGUGUUGGAGCGUUUAGUUUAUAAGCCCAGGACUUCCCAGGUGACCCGGGUCUUGGUUCUAGUUCCAACCAGAGAGUUGGGGAUCCAGGUUCACUCUGUGGCCCGUCAACUCGCCCAGUUCACCUCCAUCACCACCUGCCUGGCUGUCGGUGGGUUGGACCUGAAGUCUCAGGAGGUGGCUUUGAGGGCGGGGCCAGACGUCCUGAUCGCUACACCUGGUCGUCUGAUUGAUCACCUUCACAACACACCGAGCUUCGAGCUCACUCAGAUUGAGAUCCUGAUCCUGGACGAGGCCGACAGGAUGUUGGACGAGUAUUUUGAGGAGCAGAUGAAGGAGAUCAUCAGGUUGUGUUCCUACAACAGACAGACCAUGUUGUUCUCCGCCACCAUGACAAACGAGGUGAAGGACCUGGCAGCCGUUUCGUUGAAGCAGCCAAUCAGGAUCUUUGUUAACAGCAACACUGACGUGGCUCCGUUCCUGCGACAAGAGUUUGUCAGAAUCCGACCGAACAGAGAGGGAGACAGGGAGGCUGUGGUGGCUGCUCUGCUGACUCGAACGUUCCAGGAUCACGUGAUGUGUUUCACUCAGACGAGGAAACAGGCUCACCGACUGCACAUCCUGCUGGGCCUGAUGGGACUGAAGGUCGGAGAACUGCACGGAGAACUGAGCCAGAGCCAGAGACUGGAGAACCUCAGGCGUUUUAAAGAUGAACAGAUUGAUAUCUUGGUGGCGACAGAUGUAGCAGCCAGAGGUCUGGACAUCGAUGGAGUCAAAACGGUCAUAAACUUCACCAUGCCGUCCACAGUCAAACACUACGUCCACCGAGUCGGCCGCACAGCGAGAGCCGGUCGUUCCGGACGUUCAGUGUCUCUGGUCGGAGAGUCUGAGAGGAAGACGCUGAAGGAGGUGGUGAAGUCUGCCAAGAACAGUGUGAAGGCUCGAGUCCUGCCGCCAGAUGUCAUCCUGAAGUUCAGAGAUCUGAUUUCCAAACUGGAGAAGGAUGUUUACGCUGUGGUGAAGCUGGAGAGAGAGGAAAGAGAGCUGGCUGCGUCUGAGGCCAAGUUGAGCGUGGCUCAGAAGCGUCUCGAUAGCUCCGCUGCUUCAAGUGAAACACAGAGAGUUUGGUUUCAAACUCAACAAGAGAGGAAACAGAGUCGUAUGUCAAAGGCUCUGCAGGAGUUCGAUCUCGCUCUCAGAGGCAAGAAGAAGAGAGAAAAGUUCUUGAAGGAUGGCAAGAAGAAGAAGGAGCUGACGUCUGAGGAGCGCUCUCAGUUUGAGAUCUUGAAGGCUCAGAUGUUUGCUGAACGGGCGGCCAAGAGAGAGAGACGACCAAAGAGAGCGAGAGCAAUGCCCGAGGAAGAGACGCAGACUAAAGCAGCCAAUCAGAAAACAAGAAAAGGAGGCAAGAAAUCAGUGUUUGACAAAGAGCUGACCAACACCAGCAGCAAGGCCCUGAAACACUAUAGAGCAGGGCCAUCCUUUGCUGACAGGAAGCGGCUCGGUUUGGAUAGAAAGCGUCCUGGUGGCUCCAAGUUCAAGAAGAAGAAGUGACAGCCCAAAUGGCCACCUGAAGCAACAGUUCUCUGACAUUUUCAUGUUGUCUCUUUGUUCACUGUGUAAAUGUUUUCCAAUUUUGUUCAUUGAAAAACUUUUAAA